AGAAGUCAGCGCGGGGGCCGGGGCUUGAGACUUACGAGAAGAGAACUGUCUCACCAGUGUCCGAUAGAACUGAAGAUUAGUUUUAAUUGACGGUGCACCAUGGACCAGGACAACAACUCGGAGGAUGAGUCAGUUGGCCCAUCAGAGGAUGACACACAACCUCGGUUUCCUCUUGGACUUUCGGACUCUGAGGCAGUGGAGGUAUUAUGGCAAGUGCGGGCUCAGCGUAGGCAGGCGAAUCCUGAUCUGCCCGACACCGUCACUCAGCUCACUACGCCAGAAGGUAGCGUGGUCUACUUGGUAGGCACAGCACACUUCAGUGACAGCAGCAAGAAAGAUGUAGCUACGACGAUCCGUGCGGUGCAGCCGGAUGUGGUGGUGGUAGAGUUGUGCCAAUAUAGGGUAUCUAUGCUGAAGAUGGAUGAGAAAACAUUGCUGAAAGAGGCCAAAGACAUCAACUUGGAGAAGGUCCAACAGGCCAUUAAACAGAAUGGUGUAAUGUCAGGCCUCAUGCAGAUCCUGCUGCUUAAAGUCUCUGCUCACAUCACAGAACAGCUGGGCAUGGCCCCUGGAGGAGAGUUUAGAGAAGCCUUCAAAGAGGCAGGUAAAGUGCCCUUCUGCAAGUUCCACCUUGGGGACAGGCCAAUCCCAGUGACGUUUAAGCGUGCCAUUGCUGCUCUGAGUCUAUGGCAGAAAGCACGGCUAGCCUGGGGAUUGUGCUUCCUGUCUGACCCCAUCAGUAAAGAAGAUGUAGAGAAGUGUAAACAGAAAGAUCUACUGGAGCAGACAAUGUCAGAGAUGAUUGGCGAGUUCCCUGCAUUGCACCGCACCAUUGUGGCGGAACGAGACAUCUACCUCACGCACACACUCAGGCAGGCUGCCCGCUGUGUUGAGGCGCCACCUAAUGCUCAGAAAGUGCCUGCUGUGGUGGUGGGAGUGGUUGGAAUGGGCCAUGUUCCUGGUAUUGAGAAAAAUUGGGACAAAGAGCUCAAUAUUCAUGAAAUCAUGAGUGUGGCACCACCAUCUCGAUUCGGCUGGGUGUUGCGGACUGUGUUGAAGGGGGCAGUGCUAGGCGCUCUAGGGUACGCCUGCUACCGUGCUGGAGGAGGGAUGGGGAGGGCCUUACUCUCCCUACCCGCUGUCCAGUCGCUGCUGGAGAAUUUACGACCGCCCCCUGCCUGACCUCUACGUUUUUCAGUAGACCUUCACAAGGAGGAUGUUACGCUUAAAACACCAGUGGCCUUAAGUACAGCAGAGGGGCUGAGGUAGAUAAGAGGGUGGACACAGCCAGCGUCCUCUAAACACAACUGGAAUUCGGGCAGUUGGCUUGGAGCAGCCUUCUCUCAUCUACCUGCUCUCUUCUCUGCUCUGUUCAAACACAGAGCAGUACUGCCAAAGAACUCGGACAGUACUUAUCUUUCCUUUUCUUCUGUUUUCCCUCUUUCUUACAAUUCAGUACAUGACAAUACUGUUCCAGUGCUGUUGUAAUACAUGUUUCAUCCAAGUGGUUUAUAUUAUAUACCCACAUCUUCAGUGAUAAUGUGGGGGAGAUCUGUAUUCAGUUGUGCUGAAUGGUUUUUAACAUGUCAAGUCUGUCAACACAGCAUUGUAGGUAGCAGGGCAACAAACUGAAUAUGCAACGUAACAUUUUUGUUCUAUUCAUCAAGGUUUUUGGCCUAGUAACAAAGGCCCGACAGUGCUGCAGAGUGAGCACUUUUAAAAACGCUACACCAAAUUUUCCAUUUCUACCACAGAGAUAUUUAAACUGGGUAGAGUGUAUUAUGCAUUACAUAGAUUAUAAUUUUAUCACAAAUGAUUAUAUUAACAUGGCCACGUAAUUAACAUCAUAUGAUUUUGACCAAAGUAAUUUUAUGCUUUUCAGAAAGUAUUUCUUUGUGGUAUGAUUGUGAAGAGAAAUGUGAUCUAGAAAUUAAUUCCUUAAGACCCUUUGGCACCCAUCAAAAGUGGGUCUGUUUGAAUGCAGGUGUAUGUUCAGUUUGGAAAGGGGGGGGGUAAUCGACAAUUACUUGUUUGUUCUUUGUACAACUAACCCAAACAUCAAAUCCCAGUUCAGAGAAAUGCCCUCAAAAUUCAUCUAGCCACAUCUGCUUGAAGGAAAAAUAUAUAUUUUGCAGUGGCAAAUAAACUUGGCAAUAUUGUUGAAGCACUAAUUGCAUUGUUUUAAAAUGACACCUGAAUGUCUCUGCAUUGUUGAUCUUCCAAAGAUGAAAGUCUGUGAUGCAGUGAUACAAAUGAAAAGGUUCUCGAUGUCUCAGUAUUGAGUUUGGACCAUAAACUAUGCCCAUGUCAACUGACAAGUGCCUCCCAUUCGAUGAGCCAGAAAAAGGGCUAAUAGACAAAAGCUGGUUAGUUUUAUUUGAUCUUUCACCAUCUGAUCAUAAUAAAUGGGUACUAUUUAAACUGCA
This is a messenger RNA of Pygocentrus nattereri (red-bellied piranha), 2426 nucleotides long. It is a transcript of the gene trabd, whose product is annotated as TraB domain containing. NCBI's taxonomy places the organism in Eukaryota, Metazoa, Chordata, Actinopteri, Characiformes, Serrasalmidae. Bases 100 to 1182 code for a protein of 360 amino acids. The record is from RefSeq and is a predicted model, not a curated record. The transcript is spliced from 10 exons.